AUGUCGGAACCUGCUGCCAAGAGGGCCAAAACCGAGGUGCCCGAAGCAACAGCGACUGCGGAAGAAGUCAGCGACGUGCUGUUGGACUUCGGAGGGGACACGAUUCCGGUAGGCUCUCAGUUGCUUCGCUUGGCGUCUCCGGUGUUCAAUCGCAUGCUUGUGAGUGGUAUGAAGGAAGCACAACACAGCAUCAUCAAGGUGGAAGUGGCCAGCAAGGAGGAGUUCAAGGUCUUCUACGACUUGCUUGGGCCCUUCUCAUGGAGCAACGACAAAAUAUCCGAGGCAAAUGUUGAUACACUCCUUGCAAUCAGCGACUACUACCAAGUGGAUAUCGUGAAGCAGGGCUGCGAACAGUUUCUGCUUGGUCUUCCACCCACCGGCGACCGACUCCUACAAGCUCAGAAGCAUGGCCUCAACAAACAAUAUCAAAGAUGCAUUGUGAGUAUAGCAAAGGAGGGCACAAAGGAUGACUUGCUCGCUCUCCAGAGCUAUCCGGACAUCCUCCUCGACGUGGCCCUUAAGCAGCAACAGCAGCCACAACAGUCCAAAGCGCUUGCCAGCAUGAAGCGUGAGAUCACCGCGUGCAGAAAGCUCGUCGGUCAGCUUCCUUCAGGUGUUGGUGGCGACAAGGUCUUCUUGAACGGCGCGCCCUUCAAAGGCUUCAAUGCCUAUGAGGUUCUUCAAAAAGUGGAGAAUUUGCUGUGA
Messenger RNA from Symbiodinium sp. CCMP2456, 705 nucleotides. Lineage: Eukaryota; Dinophyceae; Suessiales; Symbiodiniaceae. The record is from the annotation of a GenBank genome assembly.